GCUAGCCGCUGAUCAACGGUCGGCGUGAAACCUGCUGAUAACGCUUCUGUUGACUUGUAGCACAAGAAAGGCACAUCUGACUGCAAUACAGCAGAAGUUAUCUGGACCUGUUGAAAUGGGAGACCCGGCUCUUAGUAGAGACUGUCCCCUCGACUGCAAGGUUUAUGUUGGGAAUCUAGGAAACAAUGGAAAUAAGACAGAGCUAGAAAGGGCUUUCGGAUAUUAUGGCCCUUUAAGAAGUGUGUGGGUUGCCAGGAAUCCCCCAGGCUUUGCUUUUGUAGAGUUUGAAGAUCCCAGAGAUGCAUCUGAUGCUGUAAGAGAACUGGAUGGAAGAACCAUGUGUGGCUGUCGAGUGCGUGUUGAAUUAUCCACCGGGGAAAAGCGCUCGAGAAGCCGUGGCCCCCCUCCAUCUUGGAGUAGACGGCCUAGGGAUGACAUCAGACGGCGCAGUCCUCCAGUCAGACGCAGAUCACCGAAGAGGAGGAGCCUCAGCCGCAGUCGCAGCAGGUCUCUUUCAAGAGACAGGCGUAGAUAUAGGUCUCUGUCCAGAGACAAGAAUCGUAAGCGUUCAAGAUCCUUCUCACGAUCAAGGAGUCGCUCCCGAUCCAACGAGAGGAAAUAAAAACAUUAAAGGAUGGUUGAUCAGCAGGACUCUGCGAUGGUUGUGAAAAUACAAAUUUUUAUAGUCAUGUUUUUCUUCCUAGAUUUUAUUUGCCAACUCAAGGCAGCCUUAGGUUGUCAAAGUUACAUCUUGUGUCAUAGCAGUCUAUAGAGUAACAACAAAGGACUUAAGUCUUUUUCCUCCUUUUUGUCAUUUCUCAUGGCGAGGUUUUCCCAUUUUACUGAAACAUGUUUUGCCUUCAAAUUUACUGUUAACAAAACGAAUUCUGUGUCACCCUGCAUGUUGAAAUGAAAUACUGGAAUUUUUUUUUUAUUUUUUUACAUUGCCAUCCUGUUAUUUUAACUGUUGGAUUAAAGGUGCACUGUGUAGAAUCUAGUGGAAUAGAUUUGGCAGAAGUGGAAUAUAAUAUUCAUGAAUAUUUUUUAAUUAGUGUAUAAUCACCUGCAAAUGAGAAGUUUUGUUUUUGGUACCUUUUUAGAAUGAACCCGUUAUAUCUACAUAAGAAGCGAUUUCUCCUCCACCAAGCCUGCCAUGUUGCACCACCAUGUUUCUUCAGUUUCCCAGAAUAGACAUACAAAACACUGGCUCCAGAGAGGGCCGUUCAAGUAUUUUGCAAGUUUCAGUCACCAUAGUUCGUCCUUCAUUCUUGGAAGGGGAGGGGGAGGAGCAAGGUUUUCAGUUUGCAAUCUGCAACCUUACUGCUAGAUGCCACUAAAUCCUACACACUGGUCCUUUAAAUUUCAUGUGAUGUUUUUGUUUUGCUUUUAUUAUUCAUUGACUUAAACUGCUAGCUAAAGGUUACUGAAAUGCAUCACGAAUAAGAGAAGUAUAGUUUAUACCAGUGGCAGAAAACGGACAACAAAUGUUGUAAAUAUUGAUGCUGUUAUUUUCAGACUAUCUUAAUGCCUAAAACAUCAUCAGACAUCAUCUGUAACUGUAUUUUACCAUGUCACUUUUACAAAAGAAGGCAUUUGUUCUCAAUUCAUUCUGAGCUCUGACAAUUUAUGCUGAUGCAGUUAAACAACUUGUUCAAUAAAUGUUUUUCCA
This is a messenger RNA of Scomber scombrus (Atlantic mackerel), 1669 nucleotides long. RefSeq names its product serine and arginine rich splicing factor 3a (gene srsf3a). The transcript is spliced from 7 exons. Gene Ontology annotation, molecular function: RNA binding. NCBI's taxonomy places the organism in Eukaryota, Metazoa, Chordata, Actinopteri, Scombriformes, Scombridae. The coding region runs from base 116 to 622 and encodes 168 amino acids. Gene Ontology annotation, biological process: mRNA splicing, via spliceosome. The record is from RefSeq and is a predicted model, not a curated record. Gene Ontology annotation, cellular component: nuclear speck.